Symbiodinium pilosum is the source of this 1461-nucleotide messenger RNA. Lineage: Eukaryota; Dinophyceae; Suessiales; Symbiodiniaceae. The record is from the annotation of a GenBank genome assembly.
AUGUUGCAGAAUAGUUUCCUGGCUGAAUCAGCUGCAGAGUUGCAGCGCUCCCCAGCUCGCUUUCGAAUUUGCUUCAGCGGAAAAGAGGUUGCGCUCUGCCUCUACGUAGUGAUCAGCGGAAAUGACUCGGUCGUCAAGUCUGUCUCACGUCAGCGCCUGGAUGGACCGGACGGUCCGAUCGACUUCCCAUACGCAUUUUCGUCGGUUCUGUUUCUGAGUGCCUGCUUUUCAGUCCUGAUUGGCGGCUUUGCUGCCUUUUGCUUUGAGGGUAGACGCGGCCUCGAGAGAUGCUGGGACCUGCCAGCAUUCCGUGACUUUGCGCCCGUGAACGCGCUCUUCCAGCUUGCGGCCAUAUUGAAGUUUGUGUCUUUGCGGUAUCUGGCUGCAGAUGUUGUCCAGCUGCUCUCGCAGCUGAGCCUGGUCCUCGUUCCCCUGGUUGCCCGGGUCAUCCUAGACAAGCGCUAUUCAUGUUUGGAAUGGAUGGCGUUGGGAAUGAUCUGCUGGUCCAUGGUUGUCUAUCUGACAAGCAAGGGGGAGAUGGGCCAGGAAGGGUCGCAGAAUGUCCUUUACGGGAUUGGUGUGACCUUUGCGAUGUGCCUGAUUGAGUCUGCAGCCACGGUCUGCGCAGAGAAGUACUUCAAGGCCCUGCGGCGCAACGAGGCAUGCCCCUUUCACAUCCAGAAGGUGCACGUUGACGUUUCGGGCGUGCUUUUCACUGGCUUGUGGACCUACGUCUUGGAGCCUUUUGUCAUUCGGGACUUGGACUUGUCCUGCAAGCCGGGACGUUGCCGGCACGUCAUCGACAACGGCCUACUCAGCGGUUGGGACCUGAAGACGGUGGCCGUGCUUGCCAUCGUCGUCGCAAAGGCAUGGCUGGCGGGGCUGGUGGCCAAGCAUCUGGACUCGGUGCUGAAGCAGGCGGGCUCCUGCCUGGCCGUGGUCUUGACAUACAUCGAGGUCACAUUGUGGCUGAACCCUGCAACGCCAGAUGCUGCGCAGGCAGCGAGCCUGGUGCUGGUGGUGCUAGCCACUUCCAGCUUCGUGGUGAGUCAGGGUGCAAACAGUGAGAAUGCAGCCGAUGCCGCCUGCGAAGAAGGGGUGUGUGUGACUUGCGGAGCCUCUUCGGAGGCGUCACCCAGGCUUACUGCGAUUUCAAAAGGUUCGGGUGCGUCUGGCCCAAUCAGAGUCUCCGGACGUAGCAGAGUCUCAGGACGCAGUACAGGACCGGAGACCGCCAGCAUCUGCAGCGCUUUCGGCGCUUCCCCCCGCGUUUCAAAAGUCCUGAGCAACGAUCGCUUCUUGCUGAGCCUCCCUGAGCUGCAACAAGUUCAAGUUCGUGUGGACAGUCCGCAUCUGGAUCUGGAUCCUCACAUGGACACCUCCUGCUAUAGUCAACCUGCGAUGGCCUUGGCUGAGCUUGCCAACCCCCCUGGAAAUCGUUUCAAGGCAUGCAGCAUGUAG